AUGACGUUCAUCUUGAUUGCACUUACCGUCGUCGGUUGCUUGGAUGCUGUGCGCGUGCCAACAGCAUGGACCAAUUUCAAUGAAAACGCGCAAACCGUCGAUUCCAAUUACAAUAGGUGGCAACACAAUAACCCGAAGAGGUACAACAAUCCCCAGGUGCCUUACUUUCCAGCAGCAGAUGGCCAAGAAUAUAGGUAUCGCGGUCCGAGUAAAGUGUAUAAGCCGCAGCAAACGCAAACCAAGUACAGGAUCUCCAAGUACGUGAAACCGGAACCGGAUUCUUUUCCUAUAGCCACGAAACCUAUUUAUCCGGGCGAAGGUCUUUGGGCGAAGCAGGGUUUAACGCAUCGCCCGUACAUUCCGACAGCAACAACCACGCAAUACCCAGAAACCAAAGACGAAAAGCGACAAGGUUACGAGAUCUUCCAGAAGGGUCAACAGUUGUUCAAUAAGAAUUCGGAAAAAUACAACACUUUACCGAAUAAUAACCAGAAACAACAAGAUGAUUACGACGUUGAUGAAGAUGAUGAUGAUGAUGAUCAAGAGGAUGAGUUUAUCCCGACUCGCACGUAUUCGCAAGUGAGGAAGUACGAAAACGAAAGACAUUUACCUGCAAGCGUUCUUGAGCCUAGGUUAAGAGAAUUAGUUACCAACAAGAAGAUCCACACUGUUUACACUGAGGAAGGUUACGAGGAUGGAGCUUACGACCAUGCCGGUCACGAAAAGGAAGCCGAAGAAUCUGAAGGUUAUGAAGAACCGGAAGCGGAGAGCAGCGAAAUUUCGACGCGGAUUAAAUUGAACCCGAAGAAAUCGCAGAUGGUCAAAUUCGCGCAGUUGGGUGAAAUGAAGGAGCAGUCGCAUAUCGAUACGGAAACGGCCAGUUCCAUCAGGAAGGAUAUCGAGAGACACUUCAAAAGGCCUAAACGUUUUAUAGAGAAUGACAAGUAUCCGUAUUAUAAAGCGAAUAAUCUUCCGAGCGAUUCUUCGUUGCGUUACGCGCAAGAUUUGAAGAGCAACCCGGUGAAAGUCGAAGGGAAAAUGUCGUUUUACGAGCAGAAGAAUGGGGUUGAAUGCAAGGAGAUUGAGAAUGUGGUGAAUCCGGUUCCUGAAGAUGGACAAAAGGGUGAUUUGAAACUGCCGAGAUUGCCUAGUUUAGAUGAGAAAAUUGAUUGUUUUAAGCGGAAAUUCUUCGGUUCGGAUCCUCUCGACAGUCCGAUUUUCAGCGAGGAAACUGUCGGCGAUUUGAAUCCCGUUUUUAAAGAACUCGCUGCAGAUAAAGCAACUGUUCGAAAUGAAGAGAGCAGUGAGAAAACUUUGAGACAAGCUAAAGCUAUGGAUAUAAACUUCGAUACGCAAAAUAGUACGGAUUAUGAGUACGAUUACGAGGAGGUGGAUGAGAGUGUUAAUCCUGCAGCGGAUGGAGAGCCUCAAGCCCAAGCCCUUAAAUUAAUGAGGAGACGACGCAGAAGGAGGAGGCCUCAGAAUUAUAAAUAUAGAUACGUUCCGAAUAGGAGGUUAAUGAGGCCCAAGUACGAUAAAACCCCUGUCUUCAGCGAGGUCCACUACAAGGACGAGAUUAAGCCGAGCGAACAGCUCGACGUUUUCGCCGACAUCAUCAACAACAUAAGGAAUUCCAGUCGCGGUUCAAUGAACAUCAUCUCGAGAGCCACGACCGCGCGAACCGUGAAUCUGAGGCGGAAGAACGAGGAAAUUUACAAUGGAUACGUGAAAAAUAUGAAGAAGCACCAGAGAGUCGACGAUCCCAAUACGGAUUCGCAUUAUCAGCCGAGCAAAUACACGCGAAGAUACAAAAAGAAGCCGAAAGAUUCGGCGGCAUCGCAAUCGGCUGAUACUCCUGUAUUCUACGAAGAGGUGGUGGAAUCAUCGACGGUGCUUCCUGAAAAGAAGGUUUCCGGUUACACGACCAUCGAUAUUCCGCUCAACAAAUAUCUCGUGCCAGGGAUGAAACCGCCGCUGGAGAGCGAGAAACCUUACAUCUAUUCGGAUUACAAGUUGUUGCAGACUAAUUUGGUGCGGCGGAGCGGAACUUUUGCGAAUCAUCGUCUCAAGAGGAGUCCGGGUAGAUUGUCUUAUUCGCAGAUCAGGAGGCCGCAGGUUCAAACCACCGAAAAAGAAGAAGCUGCCGAACAAGAAGACGAUGAUGAAGAUGAUGAUUACGUUCCGCACAGACCGACUAGUUUCCAUUACGAUCCCGAAACCGAUCAAAUUAUCUACGAUAAAAAAGAGACGACGACGGAACUGUUACCUGAUGUUGAGUACGAAGAAAUCCUAGAGGAAGAAGAAGUCACGGAGAAGCCGAAAGCAACGACGACUCACAGGACUGUUUACCAUAAAGAUGUUCUGGAUAAAGCCAAUGGUUUAACGCUCGUCGAUUUCUUGACGCAACUGAAGACAAAUCCGGCUUACGUGUACAUCCCUGAUCCUGAAAAGACUACCACCACUUCGACGACGACGCUGAAGCCGGAAAGCACGACGCCUCCGGAGUUUCUAAAGUUCUUAGAGAAACUGCACAGCAGCGAUGGGUAUGUAAAGAUCGAGGAUGAAGAUGAGAAGAAAAAGAAGAAAGCUACAACUACUACGGAGGCUCCGGUUGAAGAAGAGGAGGAUGAAGAAGAUGAGGAUGAAGAACCGGCGCGGAUCGUUCAGAACGCUCCUGGCGGGCAAUUCAACACGGGUGGUCAAUUGCAAAUAUUCGACAUCAGCGAAUAUCUACCAAAGACGAAGAGUUACACACCUAGAACUACCAUAGAUUAUUCCAAAUACAAAACUAUAGAGCGAUCUCAUUCGAGGCAUAACUUAAGCAGCAGAUACAACGAGGACGAAGAUGAUUUACCUUUGAAUAGUAAAGAAGUUGAGGAGGAUAAUACCACUACAUCUACCACCACGACUACAACAACAACAACCACAACAACUACAACUCAAGCACCUGUAACAGCAAAACUUAGAGGACGAAAACGAGCUUCCAGAAGACCAACAACAACCACUUCAGAAUCUCCACGAACCGAAGAAGUAACCGAAAGCAAUUACACUCCAGCCACCCAUCGUCCAGCCUCAAGAGUGUACCCAAGACGCCAGAGACCUAAGAUCAGGUUGAGGACAACGACUCCCUCGAUAGACGAAGAAGACGCCAGCUCUGAGAUUCAUCGAACCCAACGUCGUCUACAUGAAAUUUCCACUAAAAUCCCACCCAACCACAAAUCCAUAUACACGCCAAUCGUCGCCAAAGAACGGAAGCUUUCCUCCAACAUGACAGCGAUGCUGAAGAGGCCCCGACUGAUUACGCCGGACAUCCUAAAUUACAAUCGAACCAAUCUGAGGACGGCUGCGGAUAAGCCGGGUGAAAUCAAUCCGCGGAAACUCGAAGUGGAAACUUUCAAAGAGUUCGACACGACGAUGCAGCACGGUGGGAAUUACAUUCCUGAGAACAGCGGACCGACGAAAAUCAAUCUGUUCAAAGAGAGCGAAGAGAUCGUCGAGAGGAAAGAAAAUACCGGCGAUUACCAAUUCGACGACGAAGUGAAAAUAUUCUUCAAAGGAAAGGAUGGAAAGAUGAAGACCAUCAUUAAGGAUCCUAGCAAAAGGCUAUACUUUUAUGCACCUGUUAAAUAA
This is a messenger RNA of Nicrophorus vespilloides, 3630 nucleotides long. RefSeq lists its product as uncharacterized. The coding region runs from base 1 to 3630 and encodes 1209 amino acids. NCBI's taxonomy places the organism in Eukaryota, Metazoa, Arthropoda, Insecta, Coleoptera, Silphidae. The transcript has a single exon. The record is from RefSeq and is a predicted model, not a curated record.